Molecule: messenger RNA, 9373 nt
Organism: Lymnaea stagnalis (great pond snail)
Lineage: Eukaryota; Metazoa; Mollusca; Gastropoda; Lymnaeidae
Source: the annotation of a GenBank genome assembly
GUCAACUACUUUAUAAUUAAUGGAAUUAAGAUCCGAACUGUUUUGGUAGUGACUGCUGUUCUGCUUUUCGGGUUUAGUGUGGGCAUCUUUAGCAGGCCUGCUCUACCUAAAUAUUUAUUAAACUUCCUUCUUUCAAGUAUGGGAUUACAUUAUGAAAACAGCGAUUCAGGAAAUAGCAACAAAGUUAAGCUUGGACUAUUUUCAGACAAGAUCUCAAGUAUAGGCAGUAAAAUAUUGUACAAUGAAGGGCAUGGUUGUCCUGACAAUUUUGAAAAAUACACCACACAAGAUGUUAACAAUAAAGAAUGGCGGACUAAAAACAACAACUGUGGUCAGACGUCACCAAAUUCAGAUACCUAUUAUGAUACGUCUAUAAGUGUAAGGUACAAGCAGAGAUUUACAGCAAGUAAAGGUUAGAAAAGAUAUUUCUUAGGUCCUUAUUAUUAUUAAAUUAUUAUAUUAUUAUUAUUUCAAUUACCGAGGACGUCACAGUCACAUUGUCAUCAUAACAAAGAAUUUUUCUGAAAUACCAAGGACGUCACGUCGACGUCAUAUUUCAAUGCUAUGUAUUUCUUUUUUGGCAGUGUCUAUAUGUCCGGCGCGCCGGAUGUAUAUCUCCCGCACUAUUUGUCCGGCGACCAAGUCACACGACCGCCGUAACAAAGUGGGGAGAGAUAUUUUGUCCAUCAGCCUUGUCACAUGACCGCGAAUGAGUCAAAACUAUUGUUAAUUUUAAAAUCUAUUUCUCUACCAAGUAAUGUACAUCUUGCAUGCAAAUGAUAGAAAAAAACUGAAGUGAAGUGGCUUGUAAACAUUUUUGUUUAGUUUGUUAUUUGAGUUUGUGUACUAGCAACCCAUAAUAUAAUUAGGGGCCAGUAUUCAGUAGGCAACCAAUAAAAGUAAAAGAUUUUAAAUUGUUUAAUUUAAACAAUUUAAAAUUUUUACUUUACAAUUUAAACUUUAAAUUGCUAAAAAUAUUUUAAAACUUUUCAUAAAACUACUGUUGCUGAUGAACAUGAUAAUAUAAAUAUAAUAUAAAAUAUUUAUAAUUAUAAUGGGGGAAAAAAUGGUUCCUAUGCGGGGAAUUGAUCCAUUAAUAUAAAAUCGUCAAGCGGUUACACUACCACAUGACCACACAAGAUCAUCUUAGUAGCUAUUUCCUUCGGAAUAAUAGCGCCUACUAGUCGUCUGGCGGUCACGUGACAUGCUUGCCGGACGUAUAUCUCCCACACUAUUUGUCCGGCGAGCCGGACAUGUAGACACUUCGUUCUUUUUUCUGUAGAGAAGUUAAUAAGCGAAUUGGAUAGAGAAUGAAAAAUAUAGAAAGUUUUUGUUUUUUUAAAUUAUAAAAAAAAAAAAAAAAAAAAAAAUGUUUUAUUGGAGAGACAAAAAAAAAAAAAAAAAAAAAAAAAAAAAAAAAAAAAAAAAAAAAAAAAAAAAAAAAAAAAAAAAAAAAAAAAAAAAAUAAAAAGUUUUUUUUUUUUUAAAAUAAAAAAAAAAAAAAAAAAAAAAAGAUGUUUUAUUGCUGAGUCAGCAAAAAUCGAUGACCAAAACCAGCGGUAAUGAAAGGGUUAAAUAAAUUGAUAAAUGCAAAGAAGACAUGUCAUGACAUAUCUCUUGGUUGCCGUGACCCUUGAAUUUCUACAGGUUCAUAGGUCGUGGAAACCAAAUGGUGACAAUGUAAAAAUAAAAUAACUUGCAUCUGCUAAAAUUAGGAAUAAAACGUUAAAAUUUAAUGAACAAAUUCCGUGAGUACAUAAAUUUUGUGGUGCUAGUAGUUACUUUAUUGUAUCCAUCUAGAUAUUUUUCUAUAAACUUAACGUAAACCCUAAACAUAUCUCUGAACCCUUAAUCUAUCCCUAAACCUAACAUGAACCCUAAAUCCAUCCCUAACCUGAACCCUCUAAGUGUAUCCCUAAACCUAGGCUUACCUAACCCUAAAACUAGCCUUAAAUAAAAAAAUAUGUGUGCGGCUGCUGUUACACACUGUGGCAAGAAAACUAAAAAAAGAAGAAAAACAAUAAAAAUUAUUGUACAAUACAUAAAUAAUGAAAACCCAACUUACAGAUUCAUAAGAACACAUUUUUACACACUUUAUUUCAGGUUCCACAGAAAAGAAUAUCCAGAAAAUGAAUAAAAUACAAUGCUGUCAUUGCAAUUUCAAAUAUGGCGGAAAAAUUAAAAUAUUAUAAUUACCCAACCAAUGAAAUUUUAAAAUAAUAUUUAAUCAACCAACAAAAUUUUAAUACAAAACAUGCCAUCGUCAUAUUAAGGAACAUUUAACUCUAGUAACAAAAAACAAGGGGAGUGAAUCCAAAACAGAACCUUAACAAAAACACGUAAAUGAAGUCAUGGCAGGUCUCCUUUGCAUUGACCAAAAAAUUAUUAGGCCCCUAGAAUUUAGUCAGAGUCCUACCUAGCCUAGUUACGCCAACUGUUUUGGCUUUGGGUCAAAUAUCUGAUCUUAUUUAACCCAUGAGCUGCCAUAACUGCAGAUCAUUAGGGUUUAUGGCUGCAUUUUUGGCCAAAGUAAUCGGCAGCUACUGCAAUUAAAAUUAUAAAAAUAAAUGUGAACCACAUAAUACGUUAUAUAAAAGUAGAAACUCUCUUAAUUUCAUUUUACUUCCUUUAUAUUGAAGGUCUAUGUCUUUAUUUAUGAUUUGAAAUUUGAAUCUGAAAUUUUUUGAAUUUCUUGUUAACAUAAUCCUGUUGCACUCAGAUGCUAAUUCUGGCCCUUUAAAAAUAAAGCCUAAUUUAUUGAAUUAUUUCUAAAUUUAAGAGAUUUUUUUUUUUCAAUUUUUAUUUCAUUAUUUUUUUCUUCUUUAAACAUGCAUAACUUUAUAUUUUCUAAACUAAAAAAGUAAUUCUUCUAGAGGAAAUAUUGAGAUGAUAAAUGGGACCCAAAAAUUCAGUUUUGAAGGAGGAAACAAAGUAGCACAGUUGUGCUCACUGUUUCAAGGUCAUGGUCACCUUACAUAGCUACAUAAUCCCAUAAUCAUACCACAUGAUUCCUAGUCCAAUUUAAUCUCAGAAUAUGUAUAAUUAUAAGGAACCUUGGAUUUAUCUUCUAUUGUGUUAUUGUUUUAGGGAUGCAUAUAGUGUUUGAUUCUACAAAAAAAUUAUCUUGACAUUUUGUAAGUCCAGCUAAUUUUCUUAUCGAUUGAAACAGCUGCAAAUUUUAGCAUAGGAUCAUGCUUUAGAUUUUUAAAAGUGGUCACUUUCUUUAAAAUUACCAUUAAAAAGCACCUAUUUUCAUAUCUAAGGUUAUAAUAGUCAACUAUUAAAUAGAUACAUUCGUGGCCAUAAAACCAUAUGCUAAUUCUACCAUAUCUAUUUUCAUGCAGAAUAAUAAUGAUAAAAAGUAUAUCUAUAAUUUUUUGGCGGGGGGAAGGGGUGGGGUGGCUUUUAUUUAUUUUGUUUCACAUUUCUCAGACAAAAGAAAAUUAAAAUAUUUUAUAAUCAUUAUAUAUAUGUCUCUACACAAGAGAUUAUUUGAUUCAUUUCAAUAUAUUAUAUUAUUUCAGAUGUUAAGAGAGAAGCAGUAGCUGCAAUGAAUAUAGCUCUUGAUCUUCAAAAUAGAGGAAAGACAGAUAAAGCAAUGAAAGUAUUCCAACAUGCCCUUGCACUUGACCCUUCUCACGCUGAUAUACUUACAGCUUUUGGAGAGUUCUUAGAAUGGCAUGUGCAUGAUAUAGUAAAGGCAGAUCAUAUGUACCAUAUAGCACUGGAGAAUAGCCCAGAACAUAGCAGAGCUUUACAAAACCGUAAACGAACAGGUAGGAAAUAAUUCCGUAAAUCUCAGAUCCAUUUUAAAAACAAAAGAAAGUUUUUAUUAAGAAAUGGAAAGUUCUCAACCCUUACUAACCUUCUUUUGACUUCAAUUAAAAUUUCUAAUAUAUGUAAGCUAAGGGACCUAACUGUUUAGAAAUGUACUAGUUAUUUUGAAGAAAACAAGAACAAAUUCAAAUGUGUUUUACCAUAGUCAUUGCACCGGCCAAUAGUAUCAUCUACCUUUGUAGCAAUAUAAAUUUUUAAAGUCUGUUUCAGCUAUAUCUUACAGAAUACCUGCAUUAAUAUGACUUUCCACUAAAAAUUUCCACUGCAUGAUUCUGUUACAUUGGUUCAUCAUUUGCACUGGCUUGUCUAGUAAACUCAGCAUGAGUUCGGAAAGCCAUGAUGAACUUUGAGCUCACAUAACUUUUUAAUGAUAGAAAAUAAAGGCAUACAGUUUCCUACAAAAAUUAGAGUGUCAUUCUCGUGGAAGCAACAGUAAAUUUUAGCAGUUGAGCGUAUGGCAGUUUAGAUGAUAGGCGCCCUGCAUGAGCAUCAUGGCAUCGUCUGUUUAUAGUUGCACGAAAGUGAGCUUUUAUGGCAGAAGUGAAUUACUUUAAAAAUAAAGACCUUAUUUCAUUUAGCUGACUCGUCUGUAUCACUGUAAUUGUGAAAGAUGAUAAAUCAGCACACAAUAAAAAUAGAGUUAAGAUAUUUUACAUUGUUAAAGUUUUUAAUUUGCCACCAAAUUGGAUAAGUGCUUCCACAAAACUUUUGUUGAUAAAAUACUUAACCAAACCACAUUUAACAUUUAAUCAAUUUAUGUUCUCCUUCCAAUAAUUAAUUGUCCAUUAUUUUUUAGAUUAGUUGUUUUUUUUUUGUGUGUGUUUUGUCAACGUUAAUUAUUCCUUAUUCUUGUACCAAAAUGUUAGAUGAAAGCAUUUUAGUUGCUGGAGUUCAAUCCCCAUCAAAGCCAACAUACCUAGCACCCCAGUUGGAUGGGACUCGCUAGUUUUGGAUGGUAACCCAUCUAAGAGAAGGCAAACUCUGAAUUCAAACCAGAAGCUAGAAUGAUCAAUAAAUAGAUCAAGGGCCCUCAAAAUAUAGUCCAAAAAAAAAAAGGCGACAAGAAUCAGAAUUAAUGUUAACAUUAGUAAAUGUUCCUCGCUGUUGGUUGAAAACUUAAAGAAAAAUAAUUAAUAUCUAUUUUUCUACAGCUCCAAUUGUCGAGGAGAUAGAUCAAGCACGUUUUAACAGAGUUGAUCAAAAGCGUACGCAGCUAUACACAAUUCCCCACAAUCACCCAGGUCUACGUCGAGCAAAAAGGGAAGCAUACUUUGCACACAUUUAUCACACUAAUGCUAUUGAAGGAAACACGUUGACCCUUGCACAGACCAGAUCAAUCGUUGAAACCAGAUUAGCCGUUGGAGGUAAAAGUCUGAGGGAGCAGAAUGAGGUUCUUGGACUUGAUUCUGCAUUAAGUUAUAUAAACAGGUAAUAAGUAUUCAAUUGAUUUCUGAUACAUUUAUAUAUUUUUUUAAAAUCAAUUUUCGGUUUAUAUUUAAAAAAAAAAAAUGUCAAUAAAUUAUUUUUUUGUCCAGCACUCUUGUUGGACGUGUUGGACGUCUCACUCUUCAAGAUAUUUUAGACGUCCAUACCAGAGUACUGGGUCAUGUGGAUCCACUUGAGGCAGGGAUAUUCCGUACAACACAGGUUGGUAGCAGGGCUUUUAUGGAUUACUUUAGAAUACUUCAAAGAGAAAAGAAUUUUAUAACAUAAAAAAAAUUACCAAUCCCAUAUUUUUACUUUCAAAACAAAAUAACUGACUAUAACUAUAAAUAUUUUUUCUUUUAUUUUAUUCAUAACCGUGCUAAAAAUACCUAUGCAUUUUCUUGUUUGUACUCUCUGUGGACAAAAUCCUUUUGUAACGAAAUAGAAUGAAUUUAUUGAGUACAUUUAUCUUUUUUUGGCACAUUUUCAUCUUUAUCAUCUUACUUUUUAAGGUUUAUGUAGGGGACUUCACUCCUCCACCUGCCUGUGAUCUGCGUGAACACAUGAACCAACUCAUUGAAUGGCUCAAUUCAGAAGAAGGACUCGCACUUCAUCCUAUUGAAUUUGCCGCACUGGCACACUACAGGCUUGUAGCCAUCCAUCCAUUUUACGAUGGCAAUGGACGCACCUCUCGUCUCUUGAUGAAUCUCAUUCUCAUGCAAGCAGGAUUCCCACCCGUUUCAAUUGAAGUCAGUGACAGGUUAACCUAUUAUGAAACACUACAGCAGGCAAAUGACGGAGACAUUAGACCAUUUAUACGUUUCAUUUCAAAAUGCGCAGAAAGAACACUCGAUGAAUAUUUAUCUGUCACAUCGGAGGAAUCGGACGUCAUUCUACCAUCGACCAUUCACAGAAACAAGUUUAAACCCAGCGAAAGAAUCAUAGUUUCAGACUCUGAUUUUGAUGACGAAAGUGAUCUAGAGGAUAGUGACAAUAAUAACAUUUAUGACUCCAUCGACAAGAAAAGGGAUUAUCUUCAUAACAAAUCUUGAUGAUGGCUUGUGACCAUCUUAGAUGUUGCUGCUGUUCAUAUGUACGUGCUGGCAUGUUGAAUUCUGUAAAAUUUCACCCACCUCCCCUCUUUUUUUGUGUGUUAAGGUUGGUCGUUGACUAUCUUUAUAAAAAUUGGCUGUGUUUUAUUUCAAUGUCAGCAUUUAGAAUUAUGUUUCUCCUAAUUAUGUAUAUAACCACAUUAGCAAAGAAAAUUGUGAAGGUUGUCAGUAAGCUGGUAUUACUUUAAAAUUGUGCAGGUUGAACCAGCAAUGUAGGAUUUAAAUCUGUGUAUUUAUUGUUUUUAAACACCCUCAGAUUACAAAUAAAGGAAAAUUAUACUUGUAGAAAUAGACCGCCGAUCGAUUCUAAGAAACAUUAUACUUGUAGACAUUGAAAGCGAAUUGGUUCUAAGAAACAUUAUACUUGUAGAAAUUGACAGCUGAUUGGUUCUUAAUGUUAAAAUAAAAUGCCCGUUCAUGAUGUUUCUUACAAAAGAAGGUAGCAGCUCUCUUUUGUUUAUUAAGCCGAUGUUGUUCAUAAAAUGUCAUUUAAAACCCUUUGAAUUCUCACAAAACUGUACAACUAUACUGUACAACCAUACAGUACAACUAUACAGUACAUAAACAGUUGAGCCCGAAGUCUAUUUUAUGUUUAAUUUAUAUUAAAUUAAAGACUAAGAUUCUUGGCUCAACAUAGUUAGCAGUAAGAUUCUUGGCUCAACAUAGUUAGCAGUCAGAUUCUUGGCUCAACAUAGUUAGCAGUCAGAUUCUUGGCUCAACAUAGUUAUCAGCUCCACCCUUCUUUGGUUUUAUUUGUGAUUAAUUACUUUAUUUAAAAGACUAAAUGGAAUAGGACACAAUCUCAGGCAUACAAAUGUGGGAAAAGAUUAUUUUACUGAUGGGGGUUAAUUUAAGGCCUAAAAUGAAAAUAAAAUGUUAAUAAUGUUAAUGGAGUGUGAUUUUUGUUUGAGACAUGGACUCCAUCAGCCUUGAUUAGAUCUCUGCUAAGAGCACUAUCAUGUUUAACUGGACUAAAAGUCAAUGUCAUAGAUCAUUUAAACACAUCAAUCUCAUUUGUACUUACUUUUAAGAUUAAAAAUUGCCUGGUGACAUGCUGUUGUACUGGUGACAAGCUGUUUUACUGAUGACAUGCUGUUGUACUGGUGACAUGCUGUUGUACUGGUGACAAGCUGUUUUACUGAUGACAUGCUGUUGUACUGGUGACAUGCUGUUGUACUGGGGACAUGCUGUUGUACUGGUCACAAGCUGUUGUACUGGUGACAUGCUGUUUUAAUUGUAUACUUGUUAUUUAUUUCUUAUUUUAUUUUAACUUAAAUAUUUCAUCAAUGUCUGAUAAUUGUUUUUCCUCUUCAACCUCGCCUGAUAUACCAACAGUCACAAAAAUUACUUUGUUCUCUUCAACCUCGCCUGAUAUACCAACAGUCACAAAAAUUACUUUGUUCUCUUCAACCUCGUCUGAUAUAUCAACAGUCACAAAAAUUACUUUGCUCUCUUCAACCUCGUCUGAUAUAUAAACAGUCACAAAAAUUACUAUGUUCUCUUCAACCUCGUCUGAUAUAUCAACAGUCACAAAAAUUACUUUGUUCUCUUCAACCUCGUCUGAUACACCGGCAGUCAUGAUGUGCCAUUGCUAUAAAGUAUUAUAUUUAUUGUGUGUACAUGGGAUAAGGACUGCUGACACUUGCCUGCUGUACGUUGAAACCACAAGGACACCAGUGACAUGAACAUGUUUCAAUGAAGCACAAACAAUUUGUGUACAUAAAACAGUAGAGGUCAAGCUUGACAAAGUCAAACAUUUCGGCAAAUGCUUUCAUCAGUACAACAAAAAACAUUCUUAUAAAUAUGUCCCAAUGUUAAUUUAAUGGAAAGAUGUUUUAAUAUGCUGGAAACAUUGAGCUGGCAUAUUUGAUAAUGGUGUCCUUGUAUUAAUGGACCUUGAGCCGGCUAAUUUGAUAAUGGUGUCCUUGUAUUAAUGAACAUUGAGCUGGCAAAUUUGAUAAUGGUGUCCUUGUAUUAAUGAACCUUGAGCCGGCUAAUUUGAUUAUGGUGUCCUUGUAUUAAUGAACCUUGAGCCGGCUAAUUUGAUAAUGGUAUCCUUGUAUUAAUGAAUAUUGAGCUGGCAAAUUGAUAAUGGUGUCCUUGUAUUAAUGAAUAUUGAGCUGUAAAAUUGAUAAUGGUGUCCUUGUAUUAAUGAAUAUUGAGCUGGCAAAUUGAUAAUAGUGUCCUUGUAUUAAUGAAUAUUGAGCUGCCAAAUUGAUAAUGGUGUCCUUGUAUUAAUGAAAGAAAUGUUCAGAUACUGUUGAUAAUAAAUGGCUAAUUUCUAUACUUGUCAAUUAUAUUGCAAUAUGAGAGUGCCUUAAUACAGUGCUUCUCAAACUGUUCCAUUGCACAGCAGACACGCAUUAACCCAUGGGCUGGUCUCAAAUUCAAUCAUUGUUUUUUUUUAAAUCUUUGUUUGCUUUUCACCUGUUUAGAGGACCAGGGACUCGCAGACCAUCGCAUUCACAACUUUAAGCAGCACCACCUUAAUAUACACAGACAGCAAUAGUUAUUAAAUUAAAACUUGCACUUUAAUUCUUAAAGAAGGAAAAUAUAUUAAUAGCAAAUUAAGUAUUGGUCAUGAUGGUCUCUUACUGGUUAUGACGGUCUCUUACUGGUCAUGAUAGUUUCUAACUGGUCAUGAUGGUCUCUUAUUUUAUUAGAAAGACCUAUGUUAUUUAAAAGAUUUCAAUUUGACUCUGAUAAUUUGUUUAAACUUAAAGAAAUUAGCAAAAUAUUUACUUUUCCUACUAUAUUUUUUUUCUUAUGUGCAUUCUAAACAAAUGUCUCCCACUUUCUCCUAAUCCUACCACCUAUAGAAUAUCUAAACAAAUGUCUCCCACUUUCUCCUAAUCCUAUCACCUAUUGAAUAUCUAAACAAAUUAUCUCCCACUUUCUCCUAAUCCUACCACCUAUGGAAUAUCUAAAUAAAUGAUCUCACACUUUCUCCUAAUCCUACCACCUAUGGAAUAUCUAAAUAAAUGAUCUCACACUUUCUC